This is a messenger RNA of Penicillium samsonianum, 759 nucleotides long. RefSeq lists its product as uncharacterized. Bases 1 to 759 code for a protein of 252 amino acids. Lineage: Eukaryota; Fungi; Ascomycota; Eurotiomycetes; Eurotiales; Aspergillaceae. The transcript is spliced from 4 exons. The record is from RefSeq and is a predicted model, not a curated record.
AUGCCUCCAUUCCGCAACUUCCUAGGACGAAAGUCCCAACCCAAUGGGGAUCCCACUGUCUUGGAUGAGAGCCAUCUCUCUCCAAACCAACGCCCUGCGCCCAUACCGAUCCGGAGUAGCCAGGAUGAACCCACCGAGUACAAAUUGAGUGUGGUCAACGACAGCGGUGUCUAUCUUCCGCCUUCUCCCCCAGAGCGGCCGAGUUUCUGGCGCCGGUACCCGGGCUCCAACAAAUCCAUUAACCAUCGAGAUCUCGUUGAUGAGAAUGAGCCUUUCUCCAUCUCUCGCGAGUCCUUUGACUCUUAUCGCCGAUCAUUUGAUAUCUCCGCUCGCUCACCCAUCAUACAUCCCGAUGCUGGUCCCUCUCGAACUUCUCUCGAUUCUCGAUUCUCUCGGUUAACCCCGUCGGGCACUCACUCCAAUAGCCUCACCAAGUCUGAAAUCAUGGAGGAAGAAGCCUUCGAAGAAGUAGGGUUAAACGACGAGGCGAAACCUAAGAAGAAGGGUUUCCUCUCCAGAUUCGGCGACUCUAAUAACGAUGCGCAACCACCCGGGCCCAAGUCUUCUACCUCGUCCUUCAACUUCCAUAUUCCCGGCCGGAAGCGCGGCCAGAGUGGCGGCGGAUCAGAACUGGCGUCUGUGAAAGUCCCCCCUCUGCACCUGCGCCCACCGAUGAGACAUGAAAUGAUGAGUGAUGAGCUAUGUUUAAUGCGUUGUGAUUCUCUCUACGGCGUUUCGGGUUUGUUUCGGGUGAUGUAA